AUGUUUUCAUGGUGUAGCGUGCAGCGACGACGGACCCCGAUCGAUAAUGUUUACGUGAGGUCCGGCACCCACCGCUCGCCACCCGCGGCCGCCGCACUGCACGCCACCGUGCACCGCGCGGGCGGGCGUGCGGGCUCGGGCUGCAGGGCGCUGCGUCUCGCACUUCUGCGUCGGAUAUUCGUCUUCGCCGAACUCGCUGUUAUACGAACAGUUAGCCGCCGCGGUCGGUCGCCGCGUGCUCUGCGGCGAGCUGUGGGUCGAGCGGCGGGGGCAGGCGUGCGGGCCGGCGGGCUGCUGCCCUGGCAUCGUCUCGGCGACGCCGCGCGGGCUGUCUCUGCUCUGGUCCUCGGCACCGGCGUGCAGCGCGCGCCUCACUGCCGCCGCCGCGUCUCACCCUCGCCCUCUGCACCCUCGCCUGCGCAUGCGUGCACGCUAAGUCUGCUUGCACACUUCGACCCUACAAUACAUUCCGCUUGUGAGAAGCCUAAGGUACCAACUAUU
Brenthis ino (lesser marbled fritillary) is the source of this 501-nucleotide messenger RNA. The record is from the annotation of a GenBank genome assembly. Lineage: Eukaryota; Metazoa; Arthropoda; Insecta; Lepidoptera; Nymphalidae.